This is a messenger RNA of Dicentrarchus labrax (European seabass), 6806 nucleotides long. It is a transcript of the gene plxnd1, whose product is annotated as plexin D1. The transcript is spliced from 36 exons. The coding region runs from base 182 to 5881 and encodes 1899 amino acids. Gene Ontology annotation, biological process: positive regulation of axonogenesis; regulation of cell migration; regulation of cell shape. Gene Ontology annotation, cellular component: semaphorin receptor complex. NCBI's taxonomy places the organism in Eukaryota, Metazoa, Chordata, Actinopteri, Moronidae. Gene Ontology annotation, molecular function: protein binding; semaphorin receptor activity. The record is from RefSeq and is a predicted model, not a curated record.
GGGACAGAGGAGGCAGCCUGAAAAGGAAGCACGACUCGCUUAUCGCGUCAUUCUGGGUUUAGGCGUUGAGCAGGAAACAGCCUUUCCUCUCGGAUUGUCGCAGUAGGAACAAACACACAAUUUUGUCUUUACUCAAUGCACCCCUCGGCACAGAACACGCGGAAGCCGGUCAGAAGGAAAAAUGCCUCCUUCUAUAGCGAUAGCUGUUCUGCUCCUCGGCGUCCUGGCUUUGGAGACGCGCCGGAGUGCCAGCGCGCUGCACAUCCAACAGGCAUUCGCGUCUCCAAAUCAGACCAAUAACUUCGUGGUGGACCCGGUGUCCAGAAAGGUCUACCUGGCCACCGUCAACACAGUCUACCAGCUGAACGGGACCUUGACCGUUGAGGUAGAGAAGAGGACCGGGCCGGUGGAAGACAACCUGUUGUGCCAUGCGCCACAGCUGCCCCAGGCUCCGUGCGAGCAUCCCAAAUCGCUCACUGACAACUACAACAAGCUCCUGAAGCUGGACCGAGAGCAAGGGGUGGUGGUCGUGUGUGGAUCCGUGUAUCAAGGCUUCUGUGAGCUCCGAAAAAUGGAGAAUAUUUCAGAGAUAGCGGUGGAGUUCCCACCUCAGGGUGAGAAGACUGUUUUCCCCAGCAUGCUCAAUAUCGCUGCCAAUCACCCGAACGCCUCAACUGUCGGGCUUAUCUUCAAGAGCCACGGGGGAAACACCCGGCUUCUUGUCGGGGCGACUUACACAGGGGCGGGCACCCAGUUUUUCCCCAAGAAUCACAGCAAGGAGGACCUGCGCUUUGAAAACACCCCAGAGAUCGCCAUCCGCUCCUUGAACAUCAAGGAUUUAUCCCGACUUUUCACCUAUGACAUUAACCCUUCAGAGGAUAAUGUAUUCAAGAUCAAACAAGAGGUUAAAACCAAAAACAAGCUCAACUUCGUCCACGCUUUCAUUCAGAAGACUUACUCCUACAUCGCCUUUAAUAAUGAUGCGAAAAUGGGCCACAAGGAGAGCCAGCCCAACAGCAUCCUCUCCAGGAUAUGUCUGGAUACCGAGAACCCCCGAAAACCCUCCGGACCGGAGAGCAGAAAGCUCACAGAAUCCUACAUCCAGAUGCCUCUACAGUGCGGAUUUAACGGGAACAUUUACAACCGGCUGCUGUCCGUUUACCCCGCGGAGAUCCACACAGAAGACGGGAGGACCUCAGAGCCGUACCUGUUUGGAGUGUUUUCCAAGGGGGACAGAAAGUCUGCUCUGUGCGCUUUCAAGUUUGGAGACAUCGAGGAGGAGAUCCGACAAGGCCGCAGGAACUGCUCCAACUCUCCCAGCAGCGAUGUUCAGGUGCUGGAUAGCGUUAUCCAGGGCUCCGGGGCAGCCUGCAUCCAGAAGGGAAACCUGGUGUUGCAGCCUGAGCAGCUGGACUGCGGCGCGGCCCACCUACAGCACCCUCUUGCCCUACGGAGGCCCCUGAGGGCCAUUCCACUGGUUGAAUACUCGGGUCUCAGCUCAGUCUCUGUGGACUAUGUACACAACCACACUGUGGUUUUUCUGGGAACCAGUAAUGGACGACUUCGUAAGCUGACCCUCUUGGCGAACAUGACCUUGGCCAAUCAGUGGACACUGAAGCUGCCAGCCAGCGAAGCGGUCCACCACAUCAUGACCUUCGACCCCAGCGACAGCAACUUCCUUUAUCUCAUGACCUCUCACCAUAUGCUCAGGGUGAAAGUGGCAGAAUGUGACCAGUGGAGGAGCUGCAGUGAGUGUUUGGGAGCAGGCGAUGCCCACUGUGGCUGGUGUACUCUGGAGAAUCGAUGUACCAUCCAGAAGGAGUGUUCUCAGGGGCAUUUGGCACGCUCCUGGAUCAGCAUGGGUGAAGGCCCGCAGCAGUGUCCGUCCAUGACCCUGACACCCCCAGAGAUCAGCAUUUCUGCAGACAUCAAGGAUGUCGGCAUUCUGAUAAAUGGCAGUGUUCCUGAUCUGGUCGGCUCUCGGGUGGAAUGCGAAUAUGGGCCGGGUGUUUCUACAGCUGCCACAGUGCACCUGGACUACGGUACCGCUCAGAUCCAGACCUGUCCCUUGCUCCCUCGAGAAAACUACCAACCAAUCCUCCCUGGAACAGAUCAUCUGACUGUUUCUGUGGCGAUAAAAGUGAAUGGCACAUCUGUGGUAUCUGGGAGCUUCAUCAUCUAUGACUGCGAGAGGACUGGAGCAAUACACCCCAAGACAUCAUGUGUGAGCUGCCUGAGCACCAGGUGGAAGUGUUACUGGGACCAAGAGAACCACUUAUGUGUCUCCAAUAAAGAUGAGUCAAAGCACAACCUGCUAGAGAAUGCAGCUUCCUGUCCCAGCCUGGUUGCCUCAGAGGUUCCUCCAUCACCAUCAGGAAUGGCCCAGGACUUCACCCUAUCCCUCAGCAACAUCAAGGAGGGGGAGGAGCUUGAGUGUGACUUUGGGACAGAGCAGCGAUAUGAGGUUUCGUGGCUGAACAGCUCGACUGUCAAGUGCAGUGGAGUAACACUGUCCACUAAUCAGAGGAGUCACAAUUACCACCUCAACCUGAUUAGGAGAGGAUACUUUGGACGUAGGGGGGAUCUUUUUGUCGACAGCCCUCAGCCCAUGAGAGUGGAGGUGUACAACUGUAAAGUGGGUAGUUCAGACUGUUCCCAGUGCUGGGGCCGAGAGGAUCAGGGCCAUCUCUGUGGCUGGUGUGAAAACAGCUGCAGGCCGAGGGAUGACUGCCAGCCAAUCACUGAUCAAUGUCCAGCUCCCGAGAUCCACAAGAUCUUCCCCCUGAGGGGUCCAGUGGAAGGAGGCACCCUGCUGACAGUACAGGGCAGGAACCUGGGCCGGAGGGCUGGAGCAGUAAAGGUCUCUAUUGGAGAUGUGCAAUGUAGUCUCCUGCCUGAGCUCUACACUGUCUCCGUAGAGCUGGUGUGUGUCACUGGGCAGUCUGCACAUGACAGGACAGAUAUUGUCCAAGUGGACGUGGAUCAGAGUGGGAUCGGGACGUCAAAGGAGAGCUUCUCAUACUUAAUCCCAAAACUGCUGUCCAUGGAGCCAAAGAAAGGCUCUCGUGCUGGAGGAACUAGAGUAUCCAUCAGGGGGGAGAAUCUGGACAUUGGCUCUCAGGUCAGAGUCAUGGUCAACAACACGCUGCAGUGUACCAUCACAGACAAAACAGAUGAAACCAUUGAGUGCACCAUGCCUCCAGCCUUACAAGCACACACUGACUCAGUGGCAGUGUGCGUGGAGUUUGAAAACCUUCCCUGUCAAAGUGCCGAGCUCAGCACCACGUACACCUACGAGAAGAACCCAAUAAUCAACUCCAUCUACCCCAAAAGGAGCUACCUCAGUGGUGGCAGGACCAUCACAGUGAAAGGCCAGGGUUUUGAUCUGGUGCAGAGUGUCAUCAUGCAGGUGCUGGAAAUAGGAAAAACGAGCUGCACAGUGGUCUCCAACUCCAUGAUUACCUGCCCGUCUCACGCGUCCAGCCAGUCCCAGCAGACCUCGGUGCAGUUCUUCCUGAAUGGCGUCCUCUACACGGGUGAUAGCCCCUCCUCCUAUGACAGCGGGGAAGCAGAGGAUGAGGACGAGGAAACUCAUAAAGUUCACUUCCAGUUGGAGUAUGUGGAGGACCCUCAGUUCUUCACUGCCAACAAGGAGAAGCUGAUCAAACACCACCCAGGAGAGCCACUGACGCUCAUCAUCAACAAAGGGCCAAGUGAUCUGGAGCUGGUGCCGGAGGAAUACUCGGUGAUGGUUGGCUCCUAUCCCUGUAACAUCAGCUUCCAUAACGACCAGCUGUUCCACUGCACCAUCAACGGACUGCUGGGCUCCAGUGAGAGAGAGCUGCCUGUCACUGUGCAAGUGGGGAACUUUCGCCACACCAUCGCCAAAGUGCAGCUUGGCGGCAGUGAGCUGGCCAUCGUGGUAUCCAUUGUGGUGUGCUGUGUGCUGCUGCUGCUGUGCACUGUGGCUCUUGUAGUGUACUGCACAAAGAGCCGAAGGGCGGAACGCUACUGGCAGAAAACUCUACUCCAAAUGGAGGAAAUGGAGUCCCAGAUCAGAGAGGAGAUCCGUAAAGGCUUUGCAGAGUUGCAGACGGACAUGACAGACCUGACCAAGGAGCUGAAUCGCAGCCAGGGCAUCCCCUUUUUGGAGUACAAACAGUUUGUUACACGCACGUUCUUCCCCAAGAUGUGUUCCGAUUAUGAGAAGAGCCUGGUCCAGCCCGCCUACGAGAAUCAUGGUCUGGGCCCUCGAGCGCUGCCAGAGACCCACCCACUGCUGCAGGACUGGCAGGCCACCAACACAACAAGGCCUAACGUAGAGGAGGGCAUCACUCUGUUCUCCACUCUUCUCAAUAACAAGCACUUCCUGAUCACGUUUGUCCACGCCUUGGAACAGCAGAAGGACUUUGCUGUGCGAGACAGAUGCAGCCUGGCAUCUCUGCUCACUAUUGCCCUUCAUGGUAAGCUGGAGUACUACACCAGUAUCAUGAAAGAUCUGCUGGUGGACCUGAUAGACGCUUCGGCUUCCAAGAACCCCAAACUGAUGCUGCGCCGCACUGAGUCUGUCGUGGAGAAAAUGCUGACCAACUGGAUGUCCAUCUGCAUGUACAGCUACCUCAAGGAAACAGUGGGUGAGCCUUUCUUCCUGCUGCUGUGUGCAAUCAAGCAGCAGAUCAACAAGGGUUCCAUUGACGCCAUCACAGGGAAGGCCCGCUACACCCUCAACGAGGAGUGGUUGCUCCGCGAGAAUGUUGAGGCCAAGCCACAGAACAUCAAUGUGUCCUUCCAGGGCUGUGGCAUGGACUCACUGUCUGUCAGGGUCAUGCAUACAGACACAAUCUGCCAGGUGAAGGAAAAAAUCCUAGAGGCCUUUUAUAAAAACCUGCCAUUCUCUCAGUGGCCUCGAGCAGAGGAUGUAGACCUGGAGUGGUUUGAUUCCGGCAGCAACAGUAAGCUUCUGCAGGACCUGGAUAACUCCUCAUUGAUGGAGGAUGGCAGGAAGAAACUCAACACAGUCUUCCAUUACCAGAUCCCAGAGGGGGCAUCACUGGCUAUGAGCUUGAAAGACAAGAAAGAGAACACACUGGGGAGAGUUAAAGAUCUGGAUACAGAGAAGUAUGUACACUUGGUCCCACCUCAUGAUGAGCAAAUGGAGAACAAGAAGUCACACAGGCAGAGCCACCGCAAGAAGGUCCUUCCUGAAAUCUAUCUGACGCGCCUGCUGUCCACCAAGGGAACUCUUCAGAAGUUCUUGGAUGACCUCUUUCAAGCCAUCCUCAGCAUCCCUCCGGACCGGCCCCCUCUGGCUGUCAAAUACUUCUUUGACUUCUUGGAGGAGCAGGCUGACAAACGGGGCAUCACAGACCCAGACACACUGCACAUCUGGAAAACCAACAGUUUACCUCUGCGUUUCUGGGUGAACAUCCUGAAGAAUCCUCAGUUUGUGUUUGACAUUGAUAAGACAGAUCACAUGGACGCCUGUCUGUCUGUCAUUGCCCAGGCCUUCAUAGAUGCCUGCUCCAUUUCUGACCUGCAGCUUGGCAAGGACUCCCCUACCAACAAGCUGCUGUAUGCCAAGGAAAUCCCUGAGUAUAAGAAGAGAGUGCAGUGCUACUACCAGCAGAUACAGGAAAUGCCACCUCUCAGCGAGCAGGAGAUGAAUGCUCACCUGGCUGAGGAGUCACGAAAAUACAGAAAUGAAUUCAACACCAACCUGGCCUUGACAGAAAUCUACAAAUACGCCAAGAGAUACAGAAACCAGGUGGUGAGCGCUCUGGAGUCUAACCCCACCGCACGUCGCACUCAGCUGCACCACAAGUUCGAGCAGGUCAUUGCCCUUGUGGAGGACAACAUCUACGAGUGCUGCAGUGAAGCCUGAACCUGCCAGUGUCUUUUCUACUAGCCAUCUCUUUCUCCUGCUGACAGCUGCCUUUCUCCUACCUACAUAAUUACUUGGGAAUGUCGGCCACUUAAGAGUUAGCCUUCAUAAGUGUCAUUCUUCCCACAGACUGUAAGAAGCGUGAAAAGUGGCAGAGCAAUGGACUUUAACCUGCCUCUCAAGCGUCAUGCAUUUUGCGAGGUGUUCCUCCUCUGAUCUGGGAAUGCCAAGCAAUUUUCCCAAAUCUUUCCCUAUGACAUGGACAGAAUUACAGUCUGGCUCAGCUAUGCUUUAGAGGGAAGGUUUAGGAGCUUGGGGAUGAGGCUUUUUCUGGAUGUCUUUACAAUUACUGGGACCUACAGUAAGCCCUGGUGGCAAAUUUAACGCACUGAACCCUUUUCUUAAGGGAACGAGCCAAUGAUGCACUGUACUGUAUUAUAAUGUCCAUAGCAAUAUUUAUAGAUGUGUUAUAAUGCUCUCAAGUGGCCUGUUCGUCAGGAUGAGUAGGAAGGACUGCGAUGAACUCCUCCCAUCUCCUAAAGCCUGCAACGUUCUCAGGUGUGACUGGUGAAGAUGGGUGACUGGCGCUCAUCGGUGCUUUGAACAAUACGUCCCAAUGUGCUUUGCGGGUUGAUGAUGGGUUGAGGAGGAGUGGAGAGGAGAAUAUAAAUGACUGAAAUUUAUGAAAUCAGAUGUAAUGUAGUUCACUGGGAAGAGCUGCAUCCGUAUAGAAGUGUUGAUCAGUGUGCUUGUAAACGAAUGAAUUUCUUGUUGGAUUCUGACCAAUUUAAAAGAGGGAAAUUUACCAUUAUGAGGAAAAAAUGUGAGCUCAAUAUAAUCUGAGGAGAGACUGUAUUUGUGAUGCCAAAUGACUUGUCAGAGUUUGUGAAAUAAAUUGCAGUAUUUAGGACUUAAAAAUGUCAAA